This is a messenger RNA of Chiloscyllium plagiosum (whitespotted bambooshark), 1481 nucleotides long. RefSeq names its product IQ domain-containing protein M-like. The record is from RefSeq and is a predicted model, not a curated record. Lineage: Eukaryota; Metazoa; Chordata; Chondrichthyes; Orectolobiformes; Hemiscylliidae.
GAUUACCAACAAACAAUGCAAACUAUUCAAAUGACAGUUUUAGGACAUCGUCUACCCCUAAAGGUUCCUCCAAAAGUGGAAGUUAAAAAAUAUCCUAAACUGGCAUAUGAUAUCAUAAAAAGACCUGAAUUGCCAGCACACGCUAAGAAACCAUCUAAAGUAGGACGACCGCUGGCCUUGUAUUUUCAACCGAAAGACAAAGAUGAAAUAACAAAAGCCUUUGAACUUCAGAAGAGGGUUAAUGCAGCCGUGAAUAUCCAUGACUUAUUCUCAGGAUAUAUCAAUCGGAAUGAUCUCUUGAAGUUUCUAUCAAUUCAGAGUGAAAAAUACUUGAACCUAUGGGAGAGACAUUUGCAAAGAGAAAGGCAAAAUGAACUGCACAAAAAUGCACUCAUGUGGAUUUAUAGCCGACCACAAAACAUGGAAAUGAAGACAAGGCAAAAAUAUCUGCGCAAGAGAAAGAUUCAACACAAAAUCGAUAGAAGACGGAAAUUCCUAUCAUAUCAAAGACGUUUGCAGAAGUUCAAUGCUGUAUGUGCUCGAAGACUGGAGAAGGUAAGACCACAUAAGGAUCUUUUAGAUGCUUUUCAACCUAAGAAGACAGGUCCAUCUGCUUAUGAAAGGAAAAUGGCAGCCAUCUUCAUUCAGAAGUAUAUCAAAGGCUGGCUUGUGCGUACUAAAUACAACAGAAUUAAAAUCAAGUCUGUAGACCAUGGAGCAUCCCUUUUACUCGUGGUAAAACAAUAUCGCAAUAUGAUGACCCGCCUGCGAAGACGCUUUAAUGCUCCCCAGGAACAAAUACCAUUAGUGUUUUCAGAACUGGAAGACUGGCUUGACAAGAAGAAAAAAUAUGAAGAUCUGUUUACAAAGAGAGCAUUUCAGAAAUUUAUAACUCGGAAUGAAUUAAUAAAUUUGUUUGAGGACUGCAACCAUUAUCCUUCCCAGCAUGAUAUUAAAAGAAUCUGGGCAUUGAUUAACAAAGACUCCUCUGUGAAGCUGCCUGACAAAUUGAAAAAGCAUCAAGUGUUAGAAUUGGCAUUUACGAUGUAUCCACCUCUUGGAGCCAGAUUGGAUAAUAGGUCCAUUCACCUGUCAACAUGGAGAAAGCCAAUAGUGGAAGGAGAAGAGGGACAGAAAUACAUAUUGUACAAGCACCCGAUCCUAAAGAAAGCUGAUAUCCAGGUUGUUGGUGAUUUGAUAGCAAAAUCAUUUCUUGAAAGAGAACAGUCCAAAGUUUGAUCCAGAAACAUUUGACCACAUUUUAAGGAGCAGUCAACACAUUGUCUGUUUAGCCUGGGGUUUGAAUCAUCCUCAGGAAAGUAAGAUGUCUAUUUUAUUCCUUGACGAUGCAAAACUAAUCAAAAAAUUAUUGAAGCAAAAAAAACCAAGAAAUUACCUUAAACACAUUGCUUUGUAAGACUUAAUGUGACAAAGAGAACAUGAUUUCUAAACUGAAAUAUUAAAUACAGUAUUUUAUCUUA